CUUCUCCUUUUCCUCUCCAGGUCCUGCUUCCCAGAUGUCCAGCAGAAAUACUUGCUGGUGUGGCUGGCCCUGGACUACCUCUCUGACCUGCUGUACCUGUUGGACAUUGGGGUGCGCUUCCACACCGCAUUCCUGGAACAAGGGGUCCUGGUCUGGGACCGUUCCCAGAUCUCCCAUCACUACCGGCUCUCCUCCAUCUUCCUGUGGGAUCUCGCCUCGGUGUUCCCGACAGACCUGCUGUACUUGUUGGUGGGGAUGGGGGUGCCGGUGGGGGUGCGGGCCAACCGCUUCCUGCGGACCCCCCGUCUCUUCGAGGCCUUCGACCGGAUCGAGACGCGCACGGCCCACCCCAACUCUUUCCGGAUCGCCAAGCUCAUGCUCUACAUCUUCAUCACCAUCCAUUGGAACAGCUGCCUCUACUUUGCCCUCUCAGGGUGGAUUGGUUAUGGGACGGACGAGUGGGUCUACCCCAAUGCCAGCAUCCCAGGUUUUGAAAGGCUCCGGCGCCAGUACCUGUACAGCUUCUACAUCUCCACCCUCAUCCUGACCACGGUGGGUGACACCCCGACACCCCAACGAGAGGUAGAGUUCCUCUUCAUGUCUGCUGAUUUUCUCCUGGCCGUCAUGGGCUUUGCCACCAUCAUGGGCAGCAUUAUCUCAGUGGUGGCCAACAUGAACCAGGCCAAUGCUGUCUUCUACCCAGACCAGGACCUGGUGAAGGAGUACCUGCACAGCCACCGGGUUUCCCGCCGCCUCCAGCACCGAGUGGUGAACUGGUACCAGCACCUCCAGAUGAACAAGAAGAUAACCAACGAAGGCCUCAUCCUGCAGCACCUGCCCGGGCGCCUGCGGGCCCAGGUGGCGGUCAGCGUCCAUUUGCCUGCUCUCCGCAAGGUCCAGAUCUUCCAGCACUGCGAGCAGAGCCUGCUGGAGGAGCUGGUUCUGAAGCUCCAGCCCCAGGUCUAUGGGCCCGGCGAGUAUGUCUGCCGGAAGGGCGACAUCGGCCACGAGAUGUACUUCAUCCGAGAAGGGCAGCUGGCCGUGGUGGGCGAUGAUGGGGUCACUCAGUACGCCAUCCUCGGGGAAGGGCUCUACUUUGGCGAGAUCAGCAUCAUCAACAUCAAGGGGAACAGGUCCGGCAACCGCCGCACAGCCAACAUCCGAAGCAUUGGCUACUCGGACCUCUUCUGCCUCUCCAAGGAGGACCUAGCGGUGGUGUUGGCCGAGUUCCCCAGUGCCAAGGCAGCUCUGGAGGCCAAAGGCCGAGAGAUCUUGCUCAAGAUGGACAAGUUGGAUGUCAAUGCUGAGGCUGCGGAAAUUGCCCAGCAGCAGGAGGAGCAGCGCCGGACGGCGGCCCUGGAGGAUGGACUGGACGCCCUUCAAACCAAGCUGGCCCGUCUGCUGGCUGGGCUAGAGUCUGGAGCCUUCAAGCUGGCCUUGCGACUGGAGCAGCUGGAAUGGCAGAUGCGGGACUUGGGGGAGGAGAGGGAGGCGGAAGAGGAAGAGGAAGGGACCCCAACUGAGCCUUAG
Molecule: messenger RNA, 1530 nt
Organism: Sceloporus undulatus (fence lizard)
Lineage: Eukaryota; Metazoa; Chordata; Lepidosauria; Squamata; Phrynosomatidae
Gene: CNGA4
Product: cyclic nucleotide gated channel subunit alpha 4
Exons: 3
Biological process (GO): monoatomic cation transmembrane transport
Cellular component (GO): plasma membrane; intracellular cyclic nucleotide activated cation channel complex
Molecular function (GO): intracellularly cAMP-activated cation channel activity; intracellularly cGMP-activated cation channel activity; cGMP binding
Source: RefSeq, a predicted model, not a curated record